This is a messenger RNA of Rosa chinensis, 1585 nucleotides long. Its product is annotated as transcription factor RSL2. Gene Ontology annotation, molecular function: DNA-binding transcription factor activity, RNA polymerase II-specific; RNA polymerase II cis-regulatory region sequence-specific DNA binding; protein dimerization activity. Bases 256 to 1392 code for a protein of 378 amino acids. Gene Ontology annotation, biological process: regulation of transcription by RNA polymerase II. Lineage: Eukaryota; Viridiplantae; Streptophyta; Magnoliopsida; Rosales; Rosaceae. The record is from RefSeq and is a predicted model, not a curated record. The transcript is spliced from 4 exons. Gene Ontology annotation, cellular component: nucleus.
AAGGUAUGAGGGCCCCACAGUGGACUCCUGAAAUCAGUUGCAGAGAAUGAGGACCUUCCCCCAUCAUCAAUGAUUAGGGCUUUAGGGAAUUAAGAAAUGAAGUCAAUCACUUGCUAACAUUCCUGUGUAGGGCUUCUGGGGUGCUAAUUGGGUAUAUAUAUGUGUCCAGUCCUUUGCUUGUCCUCAGUGCAAUUAAUCGAGCUUCUCACACCCAUAGGCUUAUAGCACUAUACACAUACACACUCAUACAUAUUAAUGGAGUCUCUUGGUGUUUUUGCUGAGGGAGAUCAAUGGGAGUGCUUCAGCAGAUUGUUCUCUAACGAAGAUCAAGAGCUAGAUUUCACACCGCAUUUUCUUGGUCAGGAAGGUUCAUUUCCUUUCCAACACAAUGAGGGAUUCAAUUUUGAAACCCCAACCACCCUUUUCCCCAAUCCUGAAGCUGGUGAUGAAAUGGGAUUGAACAGGUUCAAUCAGAGCUUCUUUCAUUCUUUAGACUCUCUCAGCUCUAAUAUGCACUAUCUUCCUCAAGAAAAUAAUUCUGGUUAUAGUGCUAGCAGUGGCAUUUUUACUGCCAUUCUGAACCCGGAGAAUUACUACUUUGGUGGUAACUCUUGCCAUACCCCAAUGAGUAAUGACAUCUCUACAUCCGUUGAUGUUUCUAUGACUGGUAAUACUGAGAGCAAUUUUGGGUCAUUCAUCCCCUCAUUUAGUGACAUUGGGAUGGAAGGAGCUGUCUGUAACACUGAAUAUUCCGGCAGUGGCAGAAUGGGCUUUUCAGAUGACAGUCAACCACCAAAGGAACUGCAACUCAAGAGGAUGCAUGAUGCGGCGGCAGAGAAAUCCAACACUAAAGAUGCAUCUGAGAGUAAUCCAAAGAAGAAACCCCGUUUGUCGAAAGAUAAAACUAAGAAGAGCAAUGCGAGGUCAAAGAAGGGCCAAAAGGCUAACUCAGAUCUGAAGGUGAAAGAUGAAGACGAGAGUAACACAGGAGUGGACAGACAGAGCUCUAGCUCUUAUAACAGCUCUGAGGAUGACAAUGCUUCUCAAGAAACCAAUGGGGCAGGAGAAAUUUCAGACCCCAAAUCAUCAUCAGCCCUUAACUUGAAUGGCAAGACAAGAGCCAAUAGAGGGUCUGCUACUGAUCCCCAGAGUCUCUAUGCUAGGAAACGAAGGGAGAGAAUCAACGAGCGAUUGAGAGUCUUGCAGAAUCUUGUCCCUAAUGGAACAAAGGUUGACAUCAGCACAAUGCUGGAAGAGGCAGUCCAUUAUGUCAAGUUUUUACAGCUCCAGAUCAAGCUUUUGAGCUCCGAUGACAUGUGGAUGUAUGCUCCUAUUGCUUAUAACGGAAUGGAUAUCGGUCUCGACCUGCAUAAGAUGUCUCCACUUCUAUGACACAGCAACAAGAUGCUGUAUUUUUUUUUUCCCAUUCCCUUUCUAAUUGAUAAUUAUCAAUAUAUAGCAGAGAAGAACAAAAAAAGAAUUAAAUGUAUAUUAAUUUAAAUUCCUAACUUGUAAUGAGUUGAAUUAAAUAAGCUCCAGUUUCUAUCACGAGGAGAAUCCUCAGUUAUUUAAUAUAUGAACACGU